Akanthomyces muscarius is the source of this 708-nucleotide messenger RNA. RefSeq lists its product as uncharacterized. The transcript has 3 exons. Gene Ontology annotation, cellular component: nucleus. Gene Ontology annotation, molecular function: chromatin DNA binding; transcription coactivator activity. Gene Ontology annotation, biological process: positive regulation of DNA-templated transcription. The record is from RefSeq and is a predicted model, not a curated record. The coding region runs from base 1 to 708 and encodes 235 amino acids. NCBI's taxonomy places the organism in Eukaryota, Fungi, Ascomycota, Sordariomycetes, Hypocreales, Cordycipitaceae.
AUGUCCAUAAAUUGGGUCAUGCUCAACGAGAGCGGCUUCGUCAAGCUCGCAAACGAACGCAUCCUCCUCAAACUCGACUCCAGAAUCUCAUGCGACCUCUCCGUCCCUCAGGAGCUGCGGGCCACCGGCGCGCAAUUCCAUCGCAAAAGUGACAAGGGCACCUUGUUCCUGACAAACAAAAGAAUUGUCUACCUGCCGACCAAAGCAACGCAAGAACCAAAAUUCGAGUCUUUCAGCGCCCCCAUCCUCAAAUUCCAAGAUUCAUCAACAUCCUCGUCAAUGUGGUGGGGUUGGGUAUGGAAAUCAGACUGCAUUCCGGUCUCCGGUGGCGGGAUACCACCAGACCUACCCCGAGUCGAAGUCAAAUUUACCUUUUCCGACGGUGGCAUGAUGGAGUUUAACGACGCCUAUAUCCGGCUACGCGAGAGACUUUUCCAAUUCCAAGAGAUGCGCCGAGAAAUGGGGCCCGGCGCAGACAUCCCGGACGAACCCUUGCCCGCAUAUGAAGCUGCUGGCUCUGCUCAGCAAUCAACUGCCGGCACGUUAGGCGUCCCCGGUCCCGGCCACACUCGAUCAGAAAGCUCAUCAAGCCUCCGCGCACCCGACGGGCCCCCUCCCGACUAUAACGAGGCGCAGGCUCAACAGCUUAGCAACCGACUGGAGGAUCACAUUCGAGACGGAGUCAAUAGAGGAGAAAACGAUCUGUAA